Molecule: messenger RNA, 3581 nt
Organism: Coccidioides immitis RS
Lineage: Eukaryota; Fungi; Ascomycota; Eurotiomycetes; Onygenales; Onygenaceae
Product: NAD-specific glutamate dehydrogenase
Exons: 4
Coding region: 53-3283 (1076 amino acids)
Cellular component (GO): mitochondrion
Molecular function (GO): L-glutamate dehydrogenase (NAD+) activity
Source: RefSeq, a predicted model, not a curated record
GAUAUCUGGAUUUGUCGCAAGUGUAGUAUAUUGUUCUUAAUACAACUACAUCAUGUCCCCCGCCGAUCUAACCCCGCAGAACGGGAACGGGGUCCCCGCCAACGGCGCCAAUGGCCUUGCCCCCCCUUCGGGCUCAGGCACUCCUCUCGGCUUCCAUCGCGUCCACAACAAACUGCUGGACAGCGUAAAGGGCACUCCCGCUCGCGAACCUUCUCCCCAACCCGUCCACCUUGGAAUCCCCGGCGGCUCCCCGCGCGUCCUGUCUGAAGAGGGUCCCGGAUAUGUGGCAGCCAAGUUUGAGGGCAAGGGCAAGCAGAUGGAACAAGUGAUGGAUCAGCUGGAAGAGAGCGGUUUCAUCCCCUCCGAGUUCAUCUCCACCGAGACGGACUGGUUCUACAACAUGCUCGGCAUCGACGACAUGUAUUUCCAGACCGAAACCGUCGACGCUAUUGCCAGCCACAUCCUCUCCCUCUAUGCCGCAAAGGUCGCCGCCUACGCGAGAGACGACAAGCGCCUGGACAUCAGACUCGACAAGGAGGCCGCUGACCACGCCGUCUACAUCGACACCAGCAGACCCGGCGUCAGCGCCGUCGGCGGCCCCCGCUACGAACAGCGCAUCGACGAGAAGUACAUCGACGGCUCCACCCCGAGCAACAGCUACCGCGUCGAGACCUUCCGCUCUGCCACCUCCCUGCCCGACGACAACCAGCACCAGCUCCGCUGCUACUUCGUCUACAAGUGCCACUUCAACAACCCCCACCCCGACCCGGGCGAGACCAACAUCGAGGUCAUCGGCGAGAAGCGCUUCCUGCAGAAGGCUACCGAGAACACAAAGGCUAUCUAUCAGGAGAUCAUCAGCAAUGCAGUGGCCCGGUCUGGCCCUGUCAUCGAGAUGUUCGAGAUUGAAGGAAGCCGCGAGAAGAGACUGGUCGUCGCGUACCGCCAAGGCUCCGCCAUGGGCUUCUUCAGCGCCCUGUCCGAUCUCUACCACUACUACCGCCUCACCAGCUCCCGGAAGUACCUCGAGAACUUCUCCAACGGCAUCACCGUCGUCUCUCUCUACCUCCGCCCCAUCGCCGGCGCCGAGGCCUCCGGAAGGCACCCGCCCAUCGAGGCUGCCAUCCACCAGAUCAUGAAGGAGGUCUCGCUCCUGUACUGUGUCCCCCAGAACAAGUUCCAGAGCCACUUCGCCAGCGGACGCCUCAGCCUGCAGGAGACCAUCUACGCCCACUGCGUCUGGGUCUUUGUCCAGCAGUUCCUCAACCGUCUCGGCUCCGAAUACACCUCCCUGACCGCCCUGCUCGACUCCAACAACACCGUGCACGCUGAGCUCCUCUCCAAGAUCAAGAAGAGACUGCGCACCGAGACCUUCACCUCCGACUACAUCCUCGAGAUCAUCAACAAGUAUCCCGAGCUCAUCCACAGACUCUACCUCGACUUUGCCAACACCCACUACGUCCAGACCAGAGCCGCCGGUGACGACUUCCUCCCAACCUUGAGUUACCUUCGCCUGCAGGUCGAUGAGGUUCUCGACAGCAAGCAGCUGAAGGACCUCGUCUCCAAGACCGUUGUCAGCGAGCACGACGAGAUGGUCAUGAAGUCCUUCCUCGUCUUCAACAACGCCGUCCUCAAAACCAACUUUUACACCCCGACCAAGGUCGCCCUGAGCUUCCGCCUGAACCCGGACUUCCUGCCCACCCACGAAUACCCACAGCCCCUCUACGGCAUGUUCCUCGUCAUCAGCUCCGAAUUCCGUGGAUUCCACCUUCGCUUCCGUGAUAUCUCGCGCGGUGGUAUCCGUAUCGUCAAGAGUCGGGACAAGGAGGCGUAUGCCAUCAACGCUCGCUCGAUCUUCGAUGAGAAUUACAACUUGGCCAAUACCCAGCAGCGAAAGAACAAGGAUAUCCCAGAAGGAGGAGCCAAAGGUGUUAUCUUGCUCGACGUGAACCACCAAGACAAGGCCAGAGUGGCAUUCGAGAAGUACAUCGACAGCAUCCUCGACCUCCUCCUUCCUCCGGUCAGCCCCGGCAUCAAGGACCCCAUCGUCGAUCUGCACGGUCAGGACGAGAUUCUCUUCAUGGGACCUGACGAGAACACCGCUGAACUGGUCGAUUGGGCUACGAUGCACGCCAAGCAGAGAGGUGCUCCUUGGUGGAAGUCCUUCUUCACCGGCAAGAACCCCAAGCUCGGUGGUAUUCCCCAUGAUACCUACGGCAUGACCACUCUGUCGAUUCGCCAAUACGUCGAGGGCAUCUAUCGCAAGACGGGCGUCGACGAGACCCAGAUCCGCAAGUUGCAGACCGGUGGCCCCGAUGGCGACCUCGGAUCUAACGAGAUCCUGCUCGGCCGUGAGAAAUAUACCGCCAUCGUGGACGGCUCUGGUGUGAUAGUUGAUCCCCAAGGUCUCGAUCGUGAGGAGCUUCUGAGACUCGCAAAGGCGCGUAUCAUGAUCUCCAACUUCGACAUGUCGAAACUCUCGCCUGAGGGAUACAGAGUCCUCGUCGACGACGCCAACGUCACACUUCCCAACGGCGAAGUUGUCCACAACGGAACCGUCUUCCGCAAUACCUUCCAUCUCAGGAAAGGUGAUUACGAUAUGUUCGUGCCCUGCGGCGGUCGUCCCGAGUCCAUCAAUCUGGCCAACGUCUCGAAACUCAUCGUCGACGGCAAGACCACCAUCCCGUAUCUCGUUGAAGGCGCCAACCUCUUCCUUUCCCAGGACUGCAAGCUUCGCCUUGAGAAGAGCGGAUGUGUGCUCUUCAAGGAUGCUUCCGUCAACAAGGGUGGCGUGACAUCUUCUUCGCUUGAGGUCUUGGCCUCCCUGUCCUUUGACGACAAGGGUUUCGCCGAGCACAUGUGCAUCGGCGAGGAUGGCAAGGCACCAGAAUUCUACAACGCCUAUGUUCGCGAGGUCCAGGAGACGAUCAAGCGCAACGCUACUCUGGAGUUUGAAGCCAUCUGGAGGGAGCACGAGCUGACCGGCAUUCCGCGAAGCAUCCUCAGUGACACCCUCAGCGUCGCCAUCACCAAGCUGGAUGAGGAGCUCCAGAAGUCAGAACUCUGGGACAACCUCCGCCUGCGCAAGGCUGUGUUGGGUGAUGCACUUCCUAAGUUGCUCCAGGAGAAGAUCGGCCUGGAUACUCUGCUUGAGCGGGUUCCUGAUAGCUAUCUCCGAUCUAUCUUCGGCAGUUACCUUGCAAGCCGUUUCGUCUAUCAGUACGGCGCUACACCGGGUCAAUUUGCCUUCUUUGAUUUCAUGUCCAAGCGAAUGCCAAAAGAAUAGAUCCAUAGACCUUUUGUGUGCUUUCCCACAUCCGAAACCCCCAGCCUCUUCCCUUCCCUUCCUAUUCCCUAUCCCUAAUUCACUCUGUAUGUUCAAAUGACAUGACCUAUUUUCAAAAAGAAGAUAUCUUAAAAAGGGUAAAGUAAACAAGAUAAAGAAAUGGAAAAAAGAAAAAAAAAACACCCCCAGAAAAGGAGAAGAUUAGGUACUUGGCCUUUUAGAGCGGCCCUCGUGUAAGGAUAAAACCAGAAAAAGGAAAACAAAGCACUCUUAGUGGAAAUAGAAUGACGUCUCUCCU